Durusdinium trenchii is the source of this 1272-nucleotide messenger RNA. NCBI's taxonomy places the organism in Eukaryota, Dinophyceae, Suessiales, Symbiodiniaceae. The record is from the annotation of a GenBank genome assembly.
AUGAUCCUGACCGCAACUCGAGCAUCCUUCAAGAUCACGGAGGUGUCGCAAGCAGUCCGGGCUAUUUUGGCCAAUGCAAAGGGCCCCAACAGGGCGAGCCAGAAAGACACAUUCGUGGUUGCAGAAGAUCUACCAGAUCAAGACGCUUCGUGGGACGAGGACCAGGAAGUGUUGCAGGUCCUAGCUGCUGAACUGCAGGAGAACGAGACCUACGACGAGGAGGAGCUCCUGGACACUUAUGGACCAAUUCGUGAAACACCAUUGACCAGAGCCAUGAGACAGGACUUGAGCAGGCUUGACGCAGGAAGAAGAGCAAACAAACGACUAACAGAGGCAGUACAGACAGAACUACUAACCCGUCGCUGGACUGACAAGACCAAGAGAUGGAGGAUCUCCUGGCAAGACGGUGUUCUCAUUCGACUUCAUGGACAACAGCACGGCCCAUACAGGCCAUGUGAGAAGACGUGCCCAGUUCCUCUGCAGUGGUUGACGGGAAAAAGAUACUCCUUGGUAAAAACUGAAGGGGUUGAUGGCUACAGCGUGAUCACAGACGAUGACUACAUGCAGACAAGGCAGUUUCACCCGGAACUGAAGCAAUGGUCAGGAUACUCAGGUUUUGAGAUCAAAAUGCCAGAGUUGGAGACGGAAAUUCCGGACGGCGAGCGUGAGGUCUAUGAGGUGACCGUUUGGGUAGGACUCAAAAAGGAUACUGACAUGGUACUCAAAGAAAGCAAACGGGCAGAAGUCGAGAAGUUGUUCAAGUACAAGGCGUUGAAGAUUAUUCCUCCGAGGGAAGCCAAGCAAAUUAGACUCAAGAAAGGACGCAUUCUCCCAUCGAGGUUUGUCAUUACAGAGAAACCAGAUGACAAAGAACCUGGAAAAAUGAAGGUGAAGGCAAGAUGGUGCGUUAGAGGGUAUUUGGACCCUGACCUACACAAGUUGGAAAAGCAGCAUCUUACAGGUCAACGCGUUGAUGAAGGACCCUUGUACAUUGAACCACCACCAAGUGGAAUGCCUGGAGUUCCAUCAGGCAGCUUGCUGAUGGCUGAGAAGGCCAUCUACGGACUGGCAGACGCACCUAAGGAAGGCUUCAUCAUCGAGCAGAAGGAGUACGCAGAGAAGUUGAACACCAUCAAGAUUUUAAGAGAGAGAGAGAGAGAGACAGAGAGACGUCGAGGGAAAGACACGCCCCUGAACGAGAAGGAAAAGAGUCAGCUGCGAGGAGUAGCCGGCGGCUUGAGUUGGUCGUCGACAGCGACAAGACCUGACUAA